AUGUCAACCUCACCCAAGAAUCCCAAAGUUAUCUCUUCCAAGUCUGUGUCUAAGCUUCAAAAAUUGACUAUUGAGGUUUCAGAAGGUGCAAAAGGGCAAAAACCUGCCCCAGCCCCUCCUAAGUUUGAGAAAAACUCUCCUAACUCCCCCCCCUCCGUGAGUGAACAAAACCAUUAGAAAAAUCGCUAUUUUUUGCCCAAAAACCCACCCUCCGUGAGUGAACAAAAUUUUGUUAAUAGAAAAAUUUUUUUAUGGAAAAAAAUUUUGAUAUAUAAGUGAUAAUUAGUAUAAUGAAAUCUAGAGCUAAUUCUGUUUAAUUUUAAACAAAUUGCGUUUUAAAACAUAAAUUUUAUAAAAUUAAAUUAAUAUCUGCUUCCCAAUUUUUGCAAAUUAGAAUUUUUUUUAAAUUUCGAAAAAAAAAUUAACCCCCUCCGUGAGUGAACAAAAUUUUUUUGUUCACUCACGGAGGGGGGGGGGAGUAAAGCACUUACCCUCAAAAAUUUCCAAAACCUAUUAUCCUCAAUGUCUCCAAACAAAGGUGCAAAACCUGCGACCCCAGCAGCUCGCCCAAAAAGUGCAGUAGAGCCCGCAAAGCCAAAAGAAUCCGCUAAUUCAAUCCCAACCCCAAUCACGUCUAAUACCCCAAAGGUUGAGACAAAAGAAGCUCUCAAAAGCCCAGUGAGUUAUCAAAUUCAGCCUCAUUCCAGCUCUUUGUCAGCAAAAGGCAAAAGCAAGAGCACAAGAGCACUUCCAAGACCAUUGAGCAAGUCAGUAGAAGUGCCAGAAUCAGCUUCACCAAAAAAAGCAAUAGACCUUGACAGCAUCGUCACCAGAGUAAAACGUCCAACUUUAUCCCAGCCAGAUUCCAGCGAAGAGCAUAAAUAUCAAUCAGAGAUCCUAUACAAAGAGCAUCUAUUUCAGACAUUCCAAGCCAUGAAGUUUGUGAGAACCCUUACCAACCCCGACCCAGUCCAAUUAAGAGAUAGAAGAGUUACUCUUCCAAAAAGAGUAGGAUGGGAAAACAAAAAAACAAUUAUAUUCGAUUUAGAUGAAACCUUGGUGCAUUGCACUGAAAACCUCAGUGCCUGUGACGUAGUUUUGCCCGUGCUUUAUCCGACAGGAGACUUAAUUAAUGCAGGGAUUAAUAUCAGACCUUUUGCGAAAGAGUGCUUGACGGAGGCGAAUAAAUUAUUUGAAGUGGUUGUGUUCACAGCUAGUCAUAAAUGCUAUGCUGAUAUGGUUCUUGAUUAUCUUGACCCUUAUAGAGAUUUGAUACACCAUAGACUAUAUAGAGAAUCCUGUCUACUUAUUGACGGGAUUUAUGUCAAAGAUCUGAGGAUUUUUGCGAAUAGAAGAUUGCAGGAUAUGGUGAUUAUAGAUAACGCAGCUUAUUCGUUUGGAUUCCAGGUAGAUAAUGGGAUCCCAAUUAUUUCUUGGCAUGAGGAUAAAAAUGAUAAGGAGCUUUUCAAUUUAAUUGACUACAUGAGCUUGCUAAAUGCCGCAAAUGAUGUGAGAGAUGUGAAUAGAAAAACCUUCCGUCUAAGAACAUUUUAUGAUGACUAUGCAAAGGAAUUCGCAACUAAAGACGCUCAAAAAUUCCCUUCUUCAACUAUCACGACAACUUCGCCAAAUGCAGCCACCGCAAAAAUUCCUUCAAAAUCUACAACCACUUCAACUCCAUCACUGCAAGCUAGAAGAUCUCCUAGACAAGCUAAAAAGCCUUAG
Blepharisma stoltei is the source of this 1725-nucleotide messenger RNA. The record is from the annotation of a GenBank genome assembly. Lineage: Eukaryota; Ciliophora; Heterotrichea; Heterotrichida; Blepharismidae.